Molecule: messenger RNA, 7738 nt
Organism: Hippocampus zosterae (dwarf seahorse)
Lineage: Eukaryota; Metazoa; Chordata; Actinopteri; Syngnathiformes; Syngnathidae
Gene: zbtb46
Product: zinc finger and BTB domain containing 46
Exons: 8
Coding region: 2160-4853 (897 amino acids)
Biological process (GO): regulation of transcription by RNA polymerase II
Molecular function (GO): DNA-binding transcription factor activity, RNA polymerase II-specific; RNA polymerase II cis-regulatory region sequence-specific DNA binding; protein binding
Source: RefSeq, a predicted model, not a curated record
GGAACCUAUCCCAGCUGUCUUCGGGCAGUAGGCGGGGGACACCCUGAAUCGGUUGCCAGCCAAUCGCAGGGCACACAGAGACAAACAACCAUCCACGCUCACACUCACACCUAGGGACAAUUUAGAGUGUUCAAUCAGCCUGCCACGCAUAUUUUUGGAAUGUGGGAGGAAACCGGAGCACCCGGAGAAAACCCACGCAGGCCCGGGGAGAACAUGCAAACUCCACACAGGGAGGCCGGAGCUGGAAUCGAACCCGGUACCUCUGCACUGUGAAGCCGACGUGAUAACCACUGGACUACCGGGCCGCACAAGUGCGUCCAUGUCCCAAAAUGUAUGGAUCUGACCAUAUGCUGUCUAAUUAUGUCUUUGUUCGGAAGUAGAUGCGAGGCAAAAUCCGUAUUUUUUCAUUUUUGUUUUUCCACCUCUGUUUACAUAAGUGGUGAAGCCUGGCUGCUGGCUAAGCUCAUGGUAGCAAGUCUCAAACAAAGGCUCCGUGUCUUGUUAUCUGUUGUGUCCCCUUGAACUGCUCCAUCCUCCCUGCUUUGCCUGUCACAUCCUCCACUCCCACUCACUCGCCCCAUCCUGCCCUCUGCCUUCCUUUAUAACCCCUCUUUUGUCUUAGGGCCCCAAUCAUCCACACCUCCUCCUGCACCUUUUCAUUUGGCUUCCCAAACUGUAGUCAUGAGAUGUUUUAUUAUUUGCAAUUCGCAGCUUUUAAUAGAGAGAAAAUUUAGGCUAAGCCCCGGGUCGUCCAUCAGGUUGUUACCAUGGGAGGCCGAGUGGGCUUGGAGAGGAAGAUAGCCCAGAAACGACGCGUGCACGCACACCCCCCCACACACACAUAUACACGCACACACACACACACACACACACACACACACACGCACACACACACACACACACACACACACACACACACACACACACACACUUACAAAUUGAGUAGCUAGGUGACAAGAGGCCAACAUCUUUGUGGAAUUAUGAACACCUCUAUAACUAAUAAUCAAUGAAAAAUAUUCACGCAUACACAUUUGAACACUAAACUACAUGACCUACUGCCCAUACGUCUGUUCAAAUAAUCUUACUUUUGCGCUAGAGCUGCCACAAAUGCUAAUUUAAAUCAUAAUUUUGAUUAUGGAUUGCUUUUUAGAUAGAGCCUGAGUUUUUGCGGUUAAUGGGAACCAGAAUGAAGAAAGAUGAAAAACCGCAAUGUUGGAAAUAUGUCGAUCAUUCUUUUCCAAAGUAAAAGUGGCUUGCAAAUGUCUGAAAUAUUUAAACCUAAAUUUGAAGACCCCUCAAAUUUGCCCAUACAAGCUUAUUGGUUGAUAUUUUAAAUGGAACCUUGUCAGCCAAUCAGAGAAGGACUAGCAGACGAAAUGAAAGGGUUGAAAGGAUAUGUUGAGAAAUAAUGAAGUUAUACUGUUUCACUCUAAUUUCAAGGCAACUUUGGAUCAGGUUUUCUGUAACUGAACUCACAAAAACAUUCCCGCAAAAUAAGAAUCCCUUCAUCCGAUUCCAAACUCUUGGUUUGUUGUACUCGGCUUGGCGUGGCAAUUCCUCCCAGAGUGAGAAUUUUGACAGACUGCCAUUUUGAGUGAACAUGACAAGAGACAAGACGGGACAAUGUGCAAACAGAGCUCAAUCCGGUGACGUAUAUGCAAUCGCUGUCACUGACUGGUGUUGUGGGGUCACCCGCGGGCUUGGGGAGCCAAACAGAAACUGUCACUUUGGGAUGAUCCUAGUCGGUCUUUACUACGACUGGAUUUCAAGGUGAUCCCCAGGGCUUAACACCUCGCGCGGCUGGAGGUGAGAAGACGAGAUGGCGACCGGUAUGGUGAUGUCAUAAGACAGGCACAAGACCGGAGGCUAAUUCCAUCACAGACCGUGAACCUCCACAGUUUGAGGGGUGACCGUCCGAGGCGUCUGUGAAGGUUGUUGGCCUGACUUUUCCGGUGCGGGUAGGAAUGGAAGGGAACGAGGGUGGAUGAAGGAAGUAGCAUUAAGUCUCUCUAAGCCUCCUGGAUCCUCUUUGGUGCCUCUCCACAUGACACGACGAUCCCUCUCUCCUCCACCUUGGCUCCUUGGAGGGCGGCCAGCCGGCGCGCAGACGGACGGACUGAAAGACGGAGGGAAAGAGAGGUGGAGGUGGAAAAUACAGCAUGCUGAAAGCUGAUGGGACGGGAUUUUGGAAAAGAGGCUUUUGUUCAGCUACCCAGAUGAACAACAGGAAGGAGGACAUGGAGAUCUCCUCUCACUACCGUCAGCUCCUCCGAGAGCUCAACGAGCAGCGGCAGCACGGUAUCCUCUGUGACGCCUGUGUCAUUGUGGAUGGAAAGAUCUUCAAGGCCCACAAGAACGUCCUCCUGGGCUCCUCCCGCUACUUCAAGACUCUUUACUGCCAGGUUAAAAAAGGUUCAGAGCCUCACCUUCAAACUACAGUCACUCACCUGGACAUUGUGACGGCGACGGGCUUCAAAGCCAUCCUCGACUUUAUGUACUCCGCUCACCUCGCCCUAACAAGCAAAAACGUCAUUGAGGUCAUGUCGGCGGCCAGCUACCUGCAAAUGACAGACAUUGUCCAAGCAUGCCACAGCUUCAUCAAGGCCGCCCUCGACAUCAGCAUCCGCUCCGAAAUGGCCGACGAACUGGCCGACUUUGAAAUGGGAGCCGUCGUCACAGCCGGCAUCGGAAGUGGCGGUGGAGGCGGUGGAGGCGGCGGAGGCGGAGUUGGCAUACUGGGAGCAGGGGGAGUAACCAGAGUGGGCUUAGGAGGAGGUGGGAUAGUCGGAAUGGCCUCCGAAGCCCUCGCCUCCAUCAUGUCUGGUCGCAGCACUUCCCCCUGGCUGGCACGCCGUACCAGCCCCGCCAACUCCUCUGGGGACUCUGCCAUCGCCAGCUGCCACGAGGGAGGUAGCACUUAUGGCAAGGAGGACCAAGAACCCCCCAAGAGCCACGAGAGCCAGGAAGAAACUUGUCAUGACUCCCAGCCUGCUUGGCCGCAUGACUACAGGCCUGUUAGCGUCAAAGAGGAGCAGGUGUCCCCUGCCUCUUCCUCGCAUCCCCGGGACACCCCCAUGGAGGCGGCCCAGAGCCAACGGCAUCAGGCGCUAGGCGGCCCAAAUGCAGGGGGAGAUGGAUCCUGGCAGCCUAUAUCAGGAUCGGGACGGAGGAAGAACAGGAAGAACAAGGACACAGUCAGACAUAUAACCCAGCAGGCUGAGAGGAACUGGGAAGGAGACCGGGAAAGGGAGAGGAACAGGGACAGCAGGCCUGCAUCUCCUCUUCCAUCCAUGCUCGCUGUGGCUGGCUGGAACUACAAUGGACAGGAUCUCCCAGACGCAGACGUGAACGAGCCCAACAGCUCCGACAGCCGCGGCGAACGCCUGGACUUCUUUCUCAAGCAGGAAGAGGCUCUCGCAGUGGAGUCUGGCUUCCUGGGUACCAACGAAUCGGAGGAGGCGGCAGGUGGAGGCAGCGCCGGAGGCGGAGGCAGAGGCGGCGGUGGGAUAAUCUCUUCUGUGGCCAACCUGAAGGCGGCGCUGAUGAGUAAGAACAGCCUGCUGUCACUGCGGGCUGAGCUGAUGGGAGAUGAUAACCCCUUGCUCUAUGAGUACCUUCCCAAAGGAGGACACUCCUUGACGUGGCUCCGCUCCAACAACUACUGCAGCACGCUCCGGCCAGGGGCCACUAUUCAAAACAAACAGGGGUCUGGCUCCUCUCCUCCUCCUCCUCUUCCUCCUACUCUUCCUCCUCAUCUUCUACCAACACCCCCACCGUUACCACCAUCAUCAUCAUCAUCAUCAUCAACAUCAACAUCAUCGUCAUACCGCCCCUCCACUCCGCCCACUCCCCCGGUCCCCGCUGAGCCUCGGUCCCUGGAGGCCUCCGGUUUGCGGGCGGGGGCACCUCGGCGACAAUCAGACACCUUGGACAUGGAAGUGGAAGAGGCCCCUGAGGACCUGGCGUCCUCCACCCUGCCUGAGAGCAGCAGCACGGGAUGCAUGAAUCAUUUCAUACAGAUCUCCCUUCAAAACAAAGACGGUGAAAAGGACAAAGAUGAGCUGAAGGAAUACAACACAGGCUCGGAAGGUGACGCGUCACCUCCUGAAGGGGAUCAGAUGGCCAAUUCGACUUGUGCCGGUUCUCUGACGGCGCCGACGUCAGUGUUCAUCGCUUCCAGCCAGGUCGAGGGUCUGGCGGCGAUGGCCAAAGAGAGCAAAUCAGGGGUCCUGCCAGAGACCGGUGCCUGGACCUCGCAGGGGUUUGCUUGCUCCCUGUGCAAGCGGCUGUUCGGCAGUCUGGAGUUUCUGAGGGAGCAUGAGUACCGCCACACCUUGUCUCUCGUGGAUAUGUCCCUGGACUGGCCAAGCGUGCCCGGUCCGUUCAGCCGGUCUUGCCAGUCCCAGUUUCUCCCAUACCCCCAAUCUCUGUAUCGCCCCGCCGUGGCCGAGCCCACGCCGGCGCGCUACCUAUGUUCGCGGUGUCCGGCGAGCUUCACCCUCAAGUCCAACGCGGACCGCCAUGAGAAGACCAUCCAUUUUAAGAAAAAGCUCAUGCAGUGCGUGUACUGUCUGAAGCAUUUCAGGGACCGCACAGACCUGCACAGGCACUUGUCCUCGGUGCACUCCAAAGAAAGGGGCCACGUCUGCCCGGCGUGUGCAAAGUCUUUUAGCACCCAGAAAAACCUGGCCACCCACAUUAAAGUAUGCUGCCAGGUGGGGUCUGUGCCAGGAGCUGUGCUAGGUAGUAGCACGAGCACAUCUCAGGAUGGUGAUCGAGUCCCCCUGUGGAGGUAUUCCGAAGAGUUGAACGUCGAAAUUAGUAACCGUAGCAUUUUGGAUGUAGAGAACUGAGAGAAUCUCAAUGAUGCAGAGUUCUAUUCAAAGCCAGCAGUUGUUCAUCUCACAUGUGCACUCACGCCACUCAUGUGAUGAGAAGGCUUCCUGACAUGUAAUCUUUUAUUUCGAUUUUGAUAGAAGUGAAUUUAAUUUAUACCCUCAGAAUAUUGAAGACGAUCUUAAAAAUGUCUAUGCAAAGCUGGUCUUAUUACCGUUGAAUGAAUUUAUGUAUGAAGUACUUGAAGUCCUUACAGACAAUCACAUGUUGUGAUGCCUGCCAGUAACUUUCCAUUUCCUUCCAAACAUUAUCUUCCUAUCCUCCUCUCAAUUAGGGAGAAAGCACAACUCGAAAUAAUCCCAAUCUGCCAGGCCGUGCUGUCUCAACACCCUAAGCAACACCAUCACCUGCAGGACAUUAGUUGCACUGCACCAGUUGCUCUUCUCCCGCAGAAGCAUUUGAAUCUCAAAGAUGCUUUGAACAAAAGUGCCGCGUCCACCUCCAGGUGCAGGAUUAGCAGAAGCUUGUCCUUUGUCACCAUAAUAACCUGAGGUCUUCUCUGUCGUGCGGUUUAAAUGGAAAGCUGCAAGCCAAAACAAUGGGCCAGUGGCAGUCAGCUGGGGGGUUGGGUAGUGUCCUUUUCUCUCCAUCCCGCAUCUUGAGGUCUUUGCCUUUGAGAGUGGCCAGAGAUGGCCCGUAAUUGGUCCUUUGUGGCUACAGCCCUCCUUAACCCUUGACCCCUAAUCAAAAGAGGAAGUGGCGACAGAGGGGCAGGUGCCCUUUAGACACGAUGAAUUCAGUGAUGUCACUGGUGCGGGAAGAUACUGGUGAGCUCAGGACUCAAUGAAAGGAACCGGAGUAAUACAACAACUAGCUGCAGGAGAUCGUACUUGUUUGGAUUCACACUCAUUUCCGCCAAAGAUUUAGAGCGAGCAUAAAGCGGGCCCAGAUCAUGAUAUUGGCUGCACCUUGUUUGACAGUGAGGACGGUAUGUUCAGGGCGAUGUGCAGUGUUGUUUUACACCAAACGUAAUGUUUUGCAUCUUGGCUCCAAAAAAAAUCCAUUUUGGUUUCAUCAGACACGAGCAAAUUCUCCCACCGUUUUUUUUUUUUUUUGCUGUGUCUCUCAGGUGGCUUGUCAAACUUCAAAACAAGACUUUACAUGUUGUCUUCUUGCCACUCUUUCAGAAAGACUAAAUUUGCGUCGGGUGCGACUAAUAGUUGUCCCAAAUCUUUUUUCUGUGGUUAAAAAGUUAUUUAAAAAACAUAUUAUUUAAGUGAAAAACGACUACCGCAUGUGUGUUAUUUAAUUUGAACAUCUCUUUAAUUCAAUUUUUUUUUUGUCCUUAAUUCAAAUAGCUUUCAUCACCCCCUUGUAAAUUACGUAAUCUUGCGGCCGCACACAUUCAGCCAAUCACAGAUAUCACCAGCAGGCAGACGUGUUGUUUGAACAAACACGAAAAUAGCGCCAUUUUUUAUUAUUUUUUUUAUUUUUGAUAAGACACACGAAACGUUUGCUAAACGAUGAUACGAGAUAUCCUGUGAUCAUGACGAACGUUUGUUGAUCUACGAUCGCGUUGCAAUGACUUAUAGAGUCAAUGCAAUUUGCGAGGCCGGGGCGAAUCGAUACAGCUCCGGUCCGAGCCACAAACGACUAAGAAUGUGUGACUGCGGCACAUAGACGGCAGCUAAAAAGGGGGCAAACGACGUAGGACCAAAUAAUCAUUGCGGACUUGUACAAUUCAUCCAGCUUCCGAUAGGAGCCAAAAAGUUGCAGAACUUGACGUAGUUCCUAAGACUUGUUUAGCAGCUGAAAAAGCUCAAGAUAGCAAGAGUUUGAGCAAAAGCCCCGACCACCUGAAUGACUCGAGAUGUUCAUGCAUGUUUUUUUUCAUUAAUGGAAGAAAAGGAGAUUCUAUUCAUUCUAUUUUUUGAAUAAUAAUAAUUAUUAUUUUUUUCAAAAACAUUUACGCUAUGAUGGCAGUUGUCUGUAGACUAGAAUAAAUAGAUCACUCCAUCUUCUUAUCGAAUCGGUGAUCGAGUAUCGGGGUUUUGUCUUCUUUUUUUUUUAAACCUUCCGAUCGCUGAUCGCAUAAAGCCGAAAUAGGCCAAGAGACUCUCACAUUUCUCUCCUUUUGUUUCAUUUCAUUGUAUUAUUAGCACUGGUGUGACAUCCAGGUUCAUCAAGUAAAAACGUUGCCACAUUUUGGCUUUCGACACGGCUGGUUCGACUCAUUCAGCAAAUAAACGAUCUCCUCAGAGUCGAAGCACCUGCGGCUGAAGCCGAACUGUGGCAGAGUUUUUACUUUCUGAAUCUAGAUUUUACACCCCUGAUUAUGGCAAUACAGCUAUGCUAUCCAGGGUCAUCUACUUCUUCUUUGACCGUUGCGAUAUAGUGUUUGUGAUUCAGUAAAUACUGUAUUUUUUUUUUUUUUUGCACGAUCAUCCAGUUCAGACGUGUUCGUCCGUGUAGCUCUGUGUGUGGCGAACCUUGAGCUCUAUCUAAUAUUGUGCACCUGCAGUGGCAGUAGACAUGCGUCUGAGUUUCCCUUGAACUCUGUCUUAGUAAUUGCGCUUCCAUGUGCCCAAUAGAAGCAGAGCAGGAACUGAUAGCCUUUUUGAUACCAGCUCCCCACAUGCCAAAUCCCUUCAGACACAAAAAUCCAAUUCUCAGGUAAUAACACGCGCUGGCUGUCCUGGACAGCAGCUGCAACAGCUGGAAGGAUCUCAUCAGGAUCACUUCAUUAGUUCUUCUUUUGCAUAAGGUAUACAGUAUGUUGCUGUGUGUAUUCUGAUCUUGUCUCUUUUGAGAAGGUGCUGUAUGACAACAUGUAUUUUCCUUAAAAAAAAAAAAAGAAUUGAAAACAUGUUGCAAUGAAAGUUUAAUAAAACGUGGAAACGUA